AUGCCUCUACCCGAGGGCGUCAACGAGAUGGGCUUUACCGGGGCGCUUACUGAGAGUGCGGUCGAGGUGACCCAGUGUGAGAUGAACGACAUUCUCGUACCUACUGAGGUAAAAAUUGUCUUUAAAGGAGUUGCUUCCAACACUGAGACCGCAAGUGAAGGGCUCAUGGCUGAGUACCACGGCCACAUCUUCGGAGAGUCCAGGCAAUGUCCGAUCUUCGAGGUUAAGACAAUUACAUACCGUAAUGACCCGAUUAUUCCCAUCUGCAUCACAGAAAGAACGCCAGAGAAGAUUGAGACUGAUGAGGACUCAUGCAAGCGGCUGAAUUCCCUACAAUCUGCCAAGACGCAGUUUUGCAACAAAGUUGGCCAUGUCGCCUUUGCAUCUAAGCCCGGCUUCUACAUCCCGACCAUUUACCUGAUGGGAGACGACAUUGAUCCUACCAACCUUAAGGACGUGAUCUGGGCUGCUGCUACGCGGUGUCAACAACGCGCAAACAACUUCGUCUUUGGCGAGUGCCAUGCCUCUUUCUGA
Fusarium vanettenii 77-13-4 is the source of this 534-nucleotide messenger RNA. RefSeq lists its product as uncharacterized. Gene Ontology annotation, molecular function: carboxy-lyase activity. Gene Ontology annotation, cellular component: cytoplasm. Bases 1 to 534 code for a protein of 177 amino acids. The record is from RefSeq and is a predicted model, not a curated record. Gene Ontology annotation, biological process: cinnamic acid catabolic process; ferulate metabolic process. The transcript is spliced from 2 exons. Lineage: Eukaryota; Fungi; Ascomycota; Sordariomycetes; Hypocreales; Nectriaceae.